UGUGUUUUGUCAACGUACGUUGACAAACUAUUUUUAUUUUUUUUUUAAUUUAUUUUUUGUUUUGCAAAGUAUUAUUAUUUACAUAAGAACCGUUUAAUAUGUUAACUGAAUUUACUGGAAAUCUAGCUCAUCAUUUAGAAUUUGGGCAUUCAUUAACAAUUGUUGCAAAGACUAUUGAUGGAGCAUCAAGAUUUCAUAUAAACUUGUGCACUUCAAAAACUGCAACAAAUCCAGACUGUGAUGUGGGCCUACGUUUUUCUUGCUAUUUUCGUGAAGACAACAUAGUACGAAAUUCUCGCAUAAAUGGAGCAUGGGGUGAAGAAGAGACCAACAUACACUUGGACGAGCAUACCGCUCGAAAUCCAAUAGUCUCUGGAGACUUCUUCAUGAUUUAUAUCUUUGCAACAGAAGAUAAAUUUCAUAUUUCAAUCAACAGUAAACCUUUUUGCACAUAUCCAUAUCGCAUUCCAUUAGAAUUAAUUCGUACACUUGAGAUCCGCGAUCACAUUCAAACUAUCAAACAAAUUGACCACCGAGCUGCUUUCCCUAUUCCUUGGCCAGCGAUACAUGCUUCAGAUUUUGGAAAAUCUUUUAGCAAUGAUAUUCCGAUAUUAUUUAGUCCUGGACAUGUAACAGUCAUAACAGCUAGGUGUUUUGACAAUAAGAAGGGACAAUUCAUCAUAAAAUUCACAGAAAGUGAUACAAAACGGGAAGAAUUGCAUUUCAGUGUGCGUUUUGAUCAAAAAGUAGUUGUUCGAAAUUCUAUGAACAAAAGUUUUGAAUUUGGUAUAGAAGAAAGACAUGGAGGUUUUCCAUUUACUUUUAAUCAACAAUUUACCCUCGCAAUAGCAUUUACGGAGCAUGAGUUCAUGUUUGCAAUUGAUGGCAGACCUUUUUGCACGUUCGCAUAUAAAAGCCAAAAUUCUUUGCAGAAUUUGGUUGGAUUUAAGAUAACGUGUAUAAAUGGACUUAGGAUGCAUGUUACACAAGUCGAUCAUGUUCAAAUGGGAGACGUGUCGUGUCGAGGAUUUGAAAGCUACUCAGCGUAUGGUUAUGAAAUUGCAUGAUGUGUUUUUUACAUAUAUUUUAUAAAUGCUGUAAUUUUGAG
Messenger RNA from Episyrphus balteatus (marmalade hoverfly), 1108 nucleotides. Its product is annotated as 32 kDa beta-galactoside-binding lectin. Gene Ontology annotation, molecular function: carbohydrate binding. The record is from RefSeq and is a predicted model, not a curated record. NCBI's taxonomy places the organism in Eukaryota, Metazoa, Arthropoda, Insecta, Diptera, Syrphidae. The transcript has 3 exons. The coding region runs from base 99 to 1067 and encodes 322 amino acids.